This is a messenger RNA of Cuscuta epithymum, 669 nucleotides long. Lineage: Eukaryota; Viridiplantae; Streptophyta; Magnoliopsida; Solanales; Convolvulaceae. The record is from the annotation of a GenBank genome assembly.
UAGUUUCGGGAAUGUGAUGUAAAUUGUCAUUUCAAUUUUAACAUGAACGAUGUCAUCAUCACUAAUUAUAUUGAAUCAUCAUUAUCAAAACUCGCUACACUAAAAGUAACAGCUCGAUUUAGCACUCGACAUGAUCAAAGAUCACAACUAUCGUCCGACCGUCGUGCACGGAUCCUUGCAUAUGCUCAGCAGCUCAGACAUUGCAACGACAACCGAUCACCGGAAAGGAAUACCACCAUAAACUCAAGAUCCAAACUACAUAAGAAAAGGAGAUGGCCUGCAAAGAUAAAAUCUUCAUUUGACCAAAUAUUUCAACGACACAAAGUGCCGAGGGGCUAUGAACGUAUUCUUACCGAAGAAUACAACGACGACAAUGAGUAUACACCCGGUGAAAAAGUCAACAAAUCCAAACACAGAACUUCUUACUUUUGUGUGAGAUUCAAGGCACUUCUCAAAGAGUUUUCUUGUGUUGGGAUAUUUAAGCAGAGGCGGAUGCAGGAAUCCCCGGCAGGAGGAGUGACAGUGUAAAACAAUACAUACAAAUACAUAUAUAUUAAAAUUUUAGGGUAAAUAUAACUAUGAGGGAAAAAAUGGCGGGACGGCGGCACCCAUUUGCCCCUCUUUGAGUCCACGACAGUAUUUAAGUGAUAAAUAAAUACAAUGCAUCUU